AUGUGCGAUUCUGCUUUCUUCAAUCGAUCCUGGUCCGAGUAUGCGUCCGGUUUUGGUGAGCCUGAUUCAUGUUUCUGGCUGGGUAAUAAUAAAAUCCGGGCACUUACGAAACAGGCGGAUUACAACCUACAAGUUGGGACCCGCAGCAGUUUGGGUGAAUGGCAGAAGGGCUUCUCCUUCUACACGUACGACGAAAGCCACGGCACCAACAGCACCUGUGCCAUCGUUGGCGGCGGGUGGUGGUACGGGGACGACUGCGACCACGGAAACCUUAACGAUCUGCGGGGUCCAAGAUGGCUGAACGACCAGGGCAACCUGACGUUUUACAACGAGAGCACUAUGGCUAUUACACCAGCCGAUGUCAUCAGAUAUUCCAAUAUUCGGACAGGUUCCAACAACAAACCAUCUGGUUGA
This is a messenger RNA of Haliotis rubra (blacklip abalone), 414 nucleotides long. RefSeq names its product ficolin-3-like. The coding region runs from base 1 to 414 and encodes 137 amino acids. NCBI's taxonomy places the organism in Eukaryota, Metazoa, Mollusca, Gastropoda, Lepetellida, Haliotidae. The record is from RefSeq and is a predicted model, not a curated record. The transcript has 2 exons.